GAUAACUCCUCGUGCUCGUCGUGAUGGCCACCGGCGGCGGCGGCGCGAGUGAGAUGGCCGUCGGCGUCGGGGAGGAAAACCCGAGCGCGUCGACUAUCCCCAGCCGCAGAUUCUUCGUGGCGCUGCACGUGGGCGCCGGCUUCCACGCGCCGGCGAACGAGAAGGCGUACCGCCGGGCCAUGAAGCGCGCCUGCCUCGCCGCCGCGGCCGUCCUUCGCGAGGGCAGUGGCACAAGCCUUGAUGCAGUUGCAGCUGCCAUUCACGUUUUGGAGGACGAUCCCAUCACAAAUGCUGGUCGGGGUUCAAAUUUGACUGAGAGUGGUCAUGUGGAAUGUGAUGCAAGCAUCAUGGAUGGAAGUACUGGUUCUUUUGGAGCUGUUGGAGCUAUUCGAGGUGUAAAGAAUCCAAUCCAGGUCGCUUUGCACUUGGCAAAGGAACAGAUUGCAGGAUCUUCAUUGCUUGGUCGGAUACCCCCCAUGUUUUUGGUUGGUGAAGGAGCAUAUAAAUGGGCAAAAUCUAAAGGAAUGGACCUACUUGAAUGUACAUCGGAGGCUAAUAGUUGGUUGGUGACUGAGAAUGCAAAAGCGCAGUGGGUAAAAUACACAUCAUUGCUUGUUAAUUCCAAGAAAUUAUUAGAGCUUAACACUGGUUCUGGUUCAGAACAUGAUUCAGUACAGUUGGAAGCACCAGGCACUGAAUCUGAGAAUAUUGCUGAUGUAAAGAAGAUGUUCACACAGUCACUCAUGGAAGACAAUCAAGACUGUGUAAUGGAUACAGUUGGUGUUAUUUGUGUAGAUAGCUAUGGAAUUGUAGCAUCAGGCGCAUCUAGUGGUGGUAUUGCCCUGAAGGUAGAUGGCCGGGUUGGGCUGGCAGCUAUGUAUGGCUCUGGGUGCUGGGCUUCUUCCAAAGGACCCUUCGGUACACCAUUCAUAGUUGCCUGUUGUGCCACUGGAGCUGGAGAACAUUUGAUUAGAGGAUUUGCUGCCCGUGAAUGUUGCAUCUCAUCAUCAUUGUCACAAUCUGGUCCUGCUUCUGCUUGUACUAAAGUUCUCCGUUCUGUGGUUCAAAGCAGCAGUAAGAUGUCUCAUGAUACAGGCGCUGGGUUGUUGCUAGUUCAGGCUGAUGUUCAAAAGCGAGGGGAUUUGUCUGAACUGGAAGCCGCUGAGCUGGUUGCUGCCUACUCGUCCCCAUCAUUUGGUGUUGGUUAUUUCGGAAGCAAUAUGAAUAAUCCAAAGAUUUCGAUGCUUAGAGCAUCAGAAGGCGCAUCUGGUAUUGUCAACCACUUUGCCACUAGGAUCAAGAUUGAUGCAGAAUCAUCUGAAUAUUGACAACGGGCCUGGUAUCGUCUUUCCUGUGAAACAGCUGCAAAAGCACUUGUUUUUGGCAUUCAUUAUGAAUUAUUUGAACAUUUUGUGACAGCUUGUGAUCCAAACAACCUUAGAUUGUGGUCUGGCUUUUAUGCGAAUGGCUUAGUUGUCU
Molecule: messenger RNA, 1479 nt
Organism: Panicum hallii
Lineage: Eukaryota; Viridiplantae; Streptophyta; Magnoliopsida; Poales; Poaceae
Product: putative threonine aspartase
Exons: 11
Coding region: 24-1328 (434 amino acids)
Biological process (GO): protein maturation
Molecular function (GO): threonine-type endopeptidase activity
Source: RefSeq, a predicted model, not a curated record